This is a messenger RNA of Melopsittacus undulatus (budgerigar), 1612 nucleotides long. It is a transcript of the gene THOC3, whose product is annotated as THO complex subunit 3. NCBI's taxonomy places the organism in Eukaryota, Metazoa, Chordata, Aves, Psittaciformes, Psittaculidae. Gene Ontology annotation, cellular component: THO complex part of transcription export complex. Gene Ontology annotation, biological process: mRNA export from nucleus. Gene Ontology annotation, molecular function: protein binding. The coding region runs from base 41 to 1012 and encodes 323 amino acids. The record is from RefSeq and is a predicted model, not a curated record. The transcript has 6 exons.
AGUGGCGGCGGCCGCGGGGCGGGGCGGCGGCGGUCGCGCCAUGGCGCUGUCGCCUUACGUACAGGCCAUGCAGGAGCUGUUCCGCGCCAACACGCGGAGCCGCGAGUUCCCGGCGCACGGAGCCAAGGUGCAUUCGGUUGCCUGGAGCUGCUGCGGCCGCCGCCUCGCGUCCGGCUCCUUCGACAAGACCGCCAGCGUCUUCCUGCUCGAGAAGGACCGGCUGGUGAAGGAGAACAACUACCGGGGCCAUGGGGACAGCGUGGACCAGCUCUGCUGGCACCCCAGCAACCCUGACCUCUUUGUCACAGCAUCCGGGGACAAAACCAUCCGCAUCUGGGAUGUCCGCACCACCAAGUGCAUUGCUACCGUCAAUACCAAAGGGGAGAACAUCAACAUCUGUUGGAGCCCUGAUGGACAGACCAUUGCAGUAGGGAACAAGGAUGACGUGGUCACCUUCAUUGAUGCCAAGACUCAUCGCUCUAAAGCUGAGGAACAGUUCAAGUUUGAGGUCAAUGAGAUCUCUUGGAACAAUGAUAACAACAUGUUCUUCCUCACUAAUGGGAAUGGUUGCAUCAACAUUCUCAGCUACCCGGAGCUGAAACCCAUUCAGUCCAUCAAUGCCCAUCCUUCAAACUGCAUCUGUAUCAAGUUUGAUCCCAUGGGGAAAUACUUUGCCACGGGCAGUGCCGAUGCGUUGGUCAGCCUCUGGGACGUGGAUGAACUUGUGUGUGUGAGGUGCUUCUCACGGCUUGACUGGCCCGUGCGAACGCUGAGCUUUAGCCAUGAUGGGAAGAUGCUGGCGUCGGCAUCAGAAGAUCACUUCAUUGACAUUGCAGAGGUGGAGACAGGAGAGAAGCUCUGGGAGGUGCAGUGCGAGUCCCCCACCUUCACAGUGGCCUGGCACCCGAAGAGGCCACUGUUGGCCUUCGCCUGUGACGACAAAGAUGGCAAAUACGACAGCAGCAGGGAGGCAGGAACUGUCAAGCUCUUUGGGCUCCCCAAUGAUUCCUAAUGAAUCUGUACUGGGGGAGCCAGUGCUUGCUUGCCCUCUUGAUGGGGGGGUGCUUAAUUAGUGUAGGUCAGGGUCAGGAAGUGGCUCCCCUCUUCUACCUGCUUGGCAGUGCUGGGACCUCAGGCUCAGCUCUGCGCAUUCUGUUCUCAGGAGCAUCGGUGAAAAAGCAGCUCGUGCUGGGGAGGAUGGGGGGUACGAGCAGGGCCUCCCUUGCCCUCUGAGGACUGCUGCCUCCUCUCUGGGACAUGGGGGGGGGGGGGGUGUGAGUUUGCUUCGAAGGCAGGUGGCCAAAGAAAUUGUGUCACUGGAGGUGACUGCUGAGGAGCCUCCCAUGAGAGGAGACCUGCACAGGCCAGGCUCCCCAGCAGUGCUCAGCUACGUGAUGUCCCCUUGGUCCCAAAGUCUGGGGAGCAUAGCCUGUCCCUUCACCUCCCGCAUGUCCUGUGUUGCCUCCCUGCACUGAGGCAGCAAGGGGAGGGUGGGGGGAUGUGAACUGGGGGAUGUUUCCCCAUCUGGGGCUUUUUUGUUUGUUUCUUUUGUGUUUUUUUUAAAUUAUGUGGUUGGUUUUUCUAAUUUUGAUAAAUCCUCUUCAAUAACGAA